Messenger RNA from Zonotrichia albicollis (white-throated sparrow), 972 nucleotides. RefSeq names its product selenoprotein M (gene SELENOM). Gene Ontology annotation, molecular function: oxidoreductase activity. Gene Ontology annotation, cellular component: endoplasmic reticulum lumen. NCBI's taxonomy places the organism in Eukaryota, Metazoa, Chordata, Aves, Passeriformes, Passerellidae. The record is from RefSeq and is a predicted model, not a curated record.
GCGUGUUUUGCGCACAUGCCCGGCGCCGUGCGCGUGCCCGUGGCGCGCCGGACGUGGCAGCGGGCGGGAGCGAUGCGGGCGGUGCUGCCGGGGCCGGGGCUGUGGCUGCUGCUGGCGGUGGCGCUGGCGGCGGGCAGCGGCUCGGAGCGCCCCCGGCUCCGCGAGACCGUGCUGCAGGACCUGGCCCGCGGCAAGGUGGAGACCUGCGGCGGGUGACGGCUGAAUCGCCUCAGGGAGGUGAAGGCGUUCGUCACCCAGGACAUCCCAUUCUACCAUAACCUGGAGAUGAAACACCUGCCUGGUGCUGACCCUGAGCUUGUGCUCCUCAGCCUCCGGUAUGAGGAGCUAGAGAGAAUUCCCCUGAGCGACAUGACCCGGGAAGAGAUCAACCAGCUGGUGCAGGAGUUGGGCUUCUACCGCAAGGAGACGCCUGAUGCCCCUGUGCCAGAGGAGUUCCAGUUUGCCCCUGCCAAGUCUCUGCCAAUACUGCUGCCCCCCCAUGCACCCACUGCUGAUGGCAAGACCCCACCCAAACAUGACAAGGAAGAACACCCAGACCUCUAGCAAGGAAUGGCACCCUUAGGACAGGGUCCUGCAGCCAGUCCCCAGUGCAAAGAAUGAGGGCGUUAUGGCAGCUGGACAUGGUGUCACAGGGUGGCAAAGGUUUUCCCCCCCACUCUUGCUUGUGUGCUGGUUGAUGCCCUCCUGUCCUUGGAGCUCAUUAUCCUUGGCAGAGGAGGAGCAGCAUUUCUUACAGUCUCUUGCUGUACCCAGACAUUUAGCUGCUCCCAGCACUGGGCAGCAGUAUCCUGCCUGCAUGGGACAGGAUGAAACCCUCAGCAGAAAGCGCCAGGUGCUAAGGGUAGAUGUGCUGAGUCCCAAAGGUGGGAGAGCUGUCCCAAGAAGGGGGCUUUACCCCCCAGCAGGCUUUAUGUCAUAUCCAGCUCCUAGUAAAGCUUUUAUUUGCAGUCA